This is a messenger RNA of Hipposideros armiger (great roundleaf bat), 9393 nucleotides long. It is a transcript of the gene TASOR2, whose product is annotated as transcription activation suppressor family member 2. Lineage: Eukaryota; Metazoa; Chordata; Mammalia; Chiroptera; Hipposideridae. The transcript is spliced from 23 exons. The coding region runs from base 525 to 8480 and encodes 2651 amino acids. The record is from RefSeq and is a predicted model, not a curated record. Gene Ontology annotation, cellular component: nucleoplasm. Gene Ontology annotation, biological process: negative regulation of gene expression, epigenetic.
GUUCAGUUUUCACUUUCUCUUCCCCCACCCCCAUUCGUGAGGCCUUGGGGUUUUACUUCCGGUUGACAACGCCAUCCCUGAGAAAGUCGACAUGUUUCCUCAGGCCGCGGGCUUCUCGGGAUGGGUUCCUUUCUGUGACCCUCUGGGGGAGGUACGGCGCUUGGCUGACUAGCGCGGCGGGGCUUGCGAGCUCCGAGUCUGGACACCCGGCCCGUGUCCCCCCCACCUGCGCCUCAGGGCCGCCCUCCUCACGCAGCUGGCACAAGGGCGGAGAGGAAGGACGUGUUGCGACGUGGAGGGUCCUGCGUGCCUCUGACGAGCCUGUGCAAAGUGGGGCCGAGGGCGCCCAUUGGAAAUCCGGGAGGAGGAGAGUCCCGAAAAGCGACUUGAGGGCUCCCUAGCCGGGAACCGGAGGCAGAGAAGGCCGCUUAUUAACAAGGUCCAAAAACAACUCGCAUAUUUGGCCCCGAGGGACCGACGAAAAGGAAGCGCAUGUGUUGGAGGAGCGCACAACAUAUAAAAGCAUGAGGAAGAAAUUGAAUAAUAAUCCCAAAUUCUCGGAGGCGGCGACAGCACAAAGGACAGUUUUUGAAACAGUAUCCUUGAGUUCAGACUCUCUCUUCCAGAGGGCAGUUUCAAUUCUCCAUACUUCUUAUUUGGACUCUGCAUCUGAGCAUGGUUUUCAGUACAGUCAAGUGACUUUGGUGAAAAAUGACAUUUUCUUAAAUGAGUACAAAAUUUUUUACCAAGAGAAAAAAGCAAGUAACUAUACUCAGGAAGAACUUCAAGAAACUUACGGGUUUCUCCUGUUUGAAACUGAAAAUCAGGCAAGGUUGGUAUGUCAGCGUGGACUCUGUAUUGGCAGCAGUGCUAUUACCACUCUGGGUGACCCAGCAAAAGGUGUGUACAUUUCCAGAUACUCAGACUAUCUUCAUACAAGACCAUGGUAUCAUGGGAAGUCUGGUUAUAUUGUAAUUUUUAAUCUAAUUAAGGGAAAAAUCAAGUUUGUGUCUGAGAAUUACACAACUAACUAUACUAGCCCAUCUUCUGGCUAUGACUGCCACGUGGCUGCAAAUACUAACAAGGUUUCUCACAAGACAAGUCAUUUUCGCGCCUUUGAACUGAGUCAGUAUUACCUCUAUGAACUUUCAGGCAGCACUGUUAUUGAGCGACCUAGACAGAUCCAUCCUUAUGUAAUUGUAGCUUUUCAGUACAGGGAACCUAAAAAGAUGGCAGCACCAGCUCAAAAAAGCAUACUUGAACUCAGUGAAAAUGUUCUCAUCUCCCCGUGGAAAGGGAAAUUAAUUAUUCAAGGCUGUCUGCUGUGUGAUAUAAUUCUUCGGUCCUCUUAUGGUACAGUAGUUCCAAAACAACUACCACAUGAACUAGAUUUUAAGUAUGUAAUGAAAGUGUCAUCUUUGAAAAAAAGCCUACCAGAAGCUGCCUUUAGAAAACAGAAUUACUUGGAGCAAAAAGUCUGUUGUCAAGAUAUGUGCUUCAGUAUGUAUGAAGUGGAACUGUCAAACAAACAAGGGGAAAAAAUAGUUAAACUAACAGAAUUCAUUAAAAACAAGCAAUUGGCACUCAUCAACUGUUUAGAAGAUCGGGACGUUUUCAUUUUACUUACAUCAUCAGCCUUAAUAUCAGAAACAAAUUUUGGAUAUGAGCAAACAGGUCUACAUGGGUUACAUUUAUCCCAUUCAUCCCUGUCAACAGGGCUGACAGACUUGACAGUUGAAGAUAACAUCUCAUUGAAGGUGAUGCCUAUUUUACCUGCCCUUAACUGUGCCCUUCUAGAAGCGAAGAAAUCAUUUACUGAAGAAGGAAUCUGUCCAAACAUAUUAGUAAAGCGUAGUUUCCAGGAAUUUUACAAGAUGGAUAGAAAUCCUUCAUUUACUGCUGCUUCUCAGGAUGGAAUGAAAGAGACUGCAUUCUUUGGCAAACUGUCCAGUGAUUUUGACUUGGUUCCUGCAGCUGAAAAGUGCCCUGUACAAUCUUUAACUCAGUUGAAGUCUUACUUUUCAGACCCUAAUGGGUACAGUUUGGAAGUAUCUACUGCAUUAGAUAUACUGGCAGAGCGUCCACAGUCUCCUUGUAUUUCAGAUGGAAUUUGUGAUGCUGGAUUUUCCUUAGUUAUGACUCCAGAUCCUGAAUUUCUUGACUCAGAGGCAGAAGUAAGAAAAGAAACCAAAACAGAAAAGAAUUCUGAAAAAAUGUUUAAAGCAAGAAAGAGAACUGUGGUUCCUUUAAACCCGGCAUCAAAUGUGAGAGUUCAGCCGAAGAGAAAGGCAAGCAUGCUGCCUGUGGUGCCGAGUAAAAGGGUGAACUUGUGCAAUCCUGUCCCCAAAACAACUCCUGUUGGAGUAGACAAGGGUUCAGCCUCUCAGGCCACCCUCAAAUUAGUUAAAGGACAAUUUCCACAGAAAAGAAAAAGAGGUGCUGAAAUGCUGACCACACAGUUUAUACAGACAACCAAAUUGGAUAGGAAAAACCAAGAAGCUCCUAUUUCUAAAGAUGUUCCAGUUGCCACGAGUGCUGAAAGGGCAAGAAAACAAAAGAGAUCGGCCGUCAAAACUGUUCCAAGAGCUAAGCCACCUGUGAAGAAGUCACCACGAAAACGGAGGGUGUAUGUAGCGAAAGGCAAUAAGAAUCCCAGAAUCAGAAAGCCGCCACAACCUGCCCAAGGAGAAACCACUUCACAGCUUCAAUCAGAAAUUUCAUCGGAUGAGCAAGUAGAUGUUCUUAACAUAAAUACAGUUCAACCAGAAAAGAUUACAGUGGCUCAGAAAGAUCCUGCUGAGAACUCCAUUGUCAACUGUGACUCCCAGGCCUUAAAUCUGUUAGCUGAUCUAGCAUUAAGCGCUGCUUCCUCUACCACACCGUCCCCUGAGCCCAGAAACCUUCCCUACUCUUCUGAAUUACCACAAAACGAUGUUUUGCUUUCUCAAGAAUAUUCCCUGAGCAGUGCAUCUGACCAUGAAUAUCAUAGAGGAUCUAAAAGUCAAAAAGGUGGACUGUUACCUGAGCCUUCCUCUGAGAAAAGUAAUUUGACAUCAGACUCCACUGUCAGCCAAGAGAAGGAGAGCUUGGCUCCUGGCAGUCAGGCCCCUGUGCAAGCUCAGUCGGCACUUCCUGAGGAAACACUAGAGACCAGCGGUGCAAGCCAGAGCUCUUUUGUUGCUGUGGAGCAUUCGUAUGCCCUGCUUCUUGCAGAGCAUUCAAAGAAGCUUCUACAGCAGAGAGGGGUACCAGGCCCUGCUUUUGCCAAGAAUGGCACAAAAGGCCCAGACGCAGGAACCCCAGUGGGAAAAGUAAUGCCAUUUCGGCAUCAGCAGAACACCUCCCCUUUGCAGAAGCUUUCUGAGGUCCCGCUACUCAGGCGUAAGAGCAGGUUGCUCUCCCCUAGCCUGAGAGACUCUUACUGCUCUCAUACCGUGUUCAGCUGUGACGGCUCCUUUAAGGUCACUAUCAAAUGUGAGACAAACUAUGUAUUCAGCUUAGACAGCAAAUAUACCAACAACCCACUGGAGAAAACUGUACUAAGAGCAUUACAUGGACCCUGGAACACUGAUUUACCUGAUAACUUGGAAGAAGUGAAGCUUUUACUUCAUAUGUGGAUAGCCCUGUUUUACAGUAAUCAAAGCAAAGUCAUACGAUCAUCCCGGAAAGUGGUAGAACACAGCAACCCUGCCAAAUACGUGUCUCUAAAUCGCAGGGUAGAAUCUUUUGAAUUCAGUGAAAUUGAGGAGCCACCCAGCGUGGAAAUGUGUUCUGUAGGCCCUUUGCUGGAGACAAAGGAAGCUCCCAGAGGUCCGAGUGCUGAAGUGUCCUUCCCUGACACUCACUCCUUGCUGCCUUUCAUUAAACCACAACCUGCAAGAGGUUUGGAACUCUGGGUACAGAAUGAACAGAAAGAAAUUUUUGCAAGAGAGGGUUAUCCAGUUAACCCAGAAAGCAAGAAUUUCAUCUACUCCUGUAAUAAUGAGAUAAUUGUGGGAAAAGAACAAGAAUCAUCAGAUAAACUAGAGACUUCUAAUCUUGUGCUUUCUAGUAUUAGAAGUACCCAAACUAAUGGACCUUGUAUUCCUGGUAAAGAGAAAACCUUUGAGCCACUUGAUAGUACAAGAAUGACUUCUUACGAUCAACAAUCCACAACCAUUGAUGAGAUCAGCAAUCAGUCGGUGAUUUGUCAGAAAUCUGUGUAUAGCACCCUUCACAGCAAAGUUGAUACUUUUCAUGCAACAGCGCAAGCAAAAACAAAGGGUUUACAGGGCCUUAGCCAGCAUAACAGCCCCAUAAACAAAGAAAGUCAGCCUUCAUUGGAAAGGAAGGAUGAUAUGGGGUAUGUAAUGAUUAAUCUGGAACCGGUUACUCUCACUUUUGAAAAAAAUGCCUGUGUACCAUUACAGACAGAAGUUGUAAACAAAGCUGAUAAACCUACAACCUUUAAUGCGGAGUUGAUUAAACAGGUAUCACCUGGUACAAGCCUUAGAAAUCCUGUGUCCACAUUUGAAAAGGCACAAACACAAGGUCUUAAGGACAUUUCAUCUCUAGCAGUGUCAGGACAAAAAGGCACUAAGUACCUCUGUGCCUCCUCAGUAAGUGGGGAGACACUUGGUAACGAAAUGUGUUCGUUACAGGAGGAGAUUUCUGUUCCAGGCUCGAUGUCUCCAUCUGUGAAUUCAGUGGCAAAGGCGGCAUUACCAUUAGUUACAAGUUCUAAUUAUUCACUAUCCAGAAAAGAGAUGAAAAUCUCUCAGGAAUUUUUUCUGCAGCCUGAGACUCUCUUUAGCAUUCCUUCAGAAGAGAUCAUGGAGCCAUCGCAAGCUGAAGAAGUGGUGUCAUCGUCAGCCUCUGCCACCUUGGAACAAAAUGACUUACUUAACUGUACUCCAUCAAUAAGUAAUACAUCAGAUUGCUCUUUAGAAUUAAAGAGUGACAAGAGCAGUCUAAAGAGUGACAAUAGGAAUUUUGAAUCAUUUAAUUCAGCAUUUACCAAACCAACCAGCCAAUCUAUAAAUGGAGAGAUCAGCCUAGAGUUAGAGGAAGAUUCCGACAUUGACCUAACUCUCACGAUAUCACCACCUACAAGUCCCAGAGAAGAAAUACCUGCUGGUGAAAUAGAGCAACAUCAGGAGGCCCCAUUAUCAAAUUUGGCACUCCAGGAUAUGGAUGAAGAUAUAAUUGACCCAGAAGAGGUGACUUUGGUAGAAAACAGAGAAGUAAAUUCUGUUAAAUAUACGUCAGUGCUUCCCGCAGUGUCUGAGAAACCAUUAGACAAUAAGGAGAGGAAAGCUGAUAACUUACAAAUGGUUACUUUAAUACUUCCUAAAGAAACUUGCACCCUUGAGAUUGCAGAAGUUAAUGUUCCCUCAAACUUUCCCUUUGGUUCUUUAAUUGAAGAAGUGUCACCAGCUUCUAGUCCUGACCCUCAAGUACCAGUUGAAGAAACACAAUCAUCUCAGUCUGUGUCUCCAUGCAGUUUAAAACUUCCUAAUACACAAUGUGAGAAAAGUAACAAAUUCUCCCAGAUUGGGUCAGAUUUGGCCAUAACAGAAAAAGAAAAUUCUUUGGUUGGCCCUACCCAUUCAGUGGGGGAUAAUACCUUAACUCAGGUUCAGCAAAUGAAACUUUCUGCUGAAGUGCCUCUAGUAUUAAAUAAUCAUCCAGGAAGAAAAGAUAGACAUUUAACCUUUCCAGGUAAAGUAACUGAGGAAACUCGCCCAAACGAGAAUAAUGAGAGUUUCUCUUUCUCAGAAAAGGUGCCAUGCUGGGAUACAGAGUUAAACCAUCCUGCUGUAACUGCCAGUUAUGAAGCUGACUUCAAGACUUCUGUAGAAAAACUGGUAACAUCAGGAAAUCCGUUGCAGCCAAUUAGUAUAGAGAACAGAAAUUUGAACUUAAAACAUCUUGCCUUGGAGACUAGUGAGUCUCGAUUUAGUCCUAGAGAGAUUAUGGAAAAUAAGUCUUCAGUUGACACGUUUGUUUCCCCAACUGCACAUGGUACAGUGAACUUGCCAUUAAAACAGCAGACUAGUCCUAAAAGCAUUAAGAAAAGUCUCUCUAGCAGUGAGUUGAAAACAAAUGAAAGUAGUUCCCUGCAAGCUCAGUCCUUGAGCUCUGAUUUGGUUGAUGGAGCUGGUGUUACACAAGCACUCAUGUACUCAGAGGUCCCCAAACUUGCUUUUUCCUCGGGUAGUGGUACUGUGACCCAUUGUGCAAGACCUGUAAACACAGAGACACGGUUUCAAACACAGGAAAUACCAGUAGUCAGAAUGGCCAGUUUGCUUAAGAAUAGUGAAACUGAAGCUGGGUUACAUGAAAAAACCAUAGAUCUAGGAAGUGUGGGCUCUCAGUUAAACACUACAUCUCCACGAGGCAAACAAAAACCCAUCCACAGGCUGCAAGAUAUCUCGGCAUGUGACUCAAAGGAUCUGUUGAACGGCGGGCUUUCCCCCAUGUAUUUCCAUGCUGAUUCUCACCAGAACACCAAAGUCACUAAUGAAAAUACCAACAAAGACCCUUCUGCUUUCAUUGUUGCCAAAUUGUGCAACCCUUUGGUUUGUGGAGUCCCUCAAGAGCAGAUGGGAAAGAAGAACACAGGUGAGGGGCUCAGGGCCGAGGAGGACUCUGAAACCCUAGGUGGGAACAUGGAUAUCAGUGUGAAUUCUAACAUCUGUUAUGAACCACUUUCCGGAGACUCUGAUCAAGACACUCUUGGUGAUUGUAGAAAUCUUAAAUUAGACAUGGAGGGUUCCUGCACUUUGCGAUGUAGUCACACCAAGAAAAGGGAAGGUGCUACACAAGAUUAUGACUCUUUCUUGGGGCUAAACAAUAGUGAUAAUGAAGAUUGGAGCUGCUCUAAUCAAGUUACAGGGCUGGAGACCAGCAAACCUCCCAGAAACUGGUCCGGUGGGUUAAAGAGAGAAGAUUGUGUGCCAUGUUACAUCCAAAUCAGAGAUUGCCAUGGUCUCCCCAGGACUUACACUAACUUUACUGUAACUAAAGAGCUCAAACAGACCAGUCAAACUUCACACAGCCUCAGGAAGCACCCCAGUGUGACUGCAAAAUGUGGCUUGGUCAGCUCCUGGACAGACACUUGGCAGGUGGCAGGCAACCUUACCCAGAACACUUUAGAUCUGGAAUGUUUGCGUUUUGAACAUAAACUGAGACAAAUUGUAAAGAAGGGGGGUUCUCAGCAUUCCGCCUCUUCCACCAGUGAGUCUCUGAAGGAGUCUCCUCUCCCUUUGACAAAAGCAGCCGAGUCCUCAAUUCUGUGCCCUGCACCCCGGAGAAGUCCCCUUGUGGUCACAGUCAUGCACUCAGACACCAGACAGUGGAGUCAGCACCUGACAGGCCACACGCCGAACAAUUUGGACAGUUCUUCCCUUUGGAAGGAAAGAUGUGAUCACAGUAGAAAUCAUCUUACAAAUUCUGAAAGAAAUCAGACUGCUUCAUUCCACCUCAACAAACUAAAAUAUAAUAGCACUUUGAAAGAAUCCCGGAGUGAUAUUUCACUUAUUCUCAAUGAAGAUGCUGAAUUCAACAAGGUGAUGAUGAAUAGCAACCAAGUUCUUUUCCAAGAUAAGGGGUCAGAUGUUGCUUCUGGAGAAGCUGCAUCUCAAGAGAUGUAUUCAUCUUCCCCAAAGACACCCUCCUAUGAAGACAUGAUUACAGACUUCUGUACCAGCUUGCACGUCAAACUGAAAAGUGUUGUGACAGAGGCUUGCAAAAGUACCUUCCUGUUCUACCUCGUUGAGACAGAAGACAAAUCUUUCUUUGUGAGAACAAAGAAUAUUCUGAGGAAAGGAGGCCAUACUGAAAUUGAACCUCAGCAUUUCUGUGAAGCUUUUCAGAGAGAGAACGACACACUAAUGGUCAUCAUCAGAAAUGAAGAUAUCUCCUCAUAUUUGCAUCAAAUUCCUUCUUUGCUGAAGCUGAAGCACUUUCCCAGUGUCACCUUCGCUGGAGUGGACAGCCCUGAGGAUGUUCUCAAUUACACCUACCAAGAGUUGUUCCGGACAGGAGGCUUUGUGGUGUCAGAUGACAGAAUAUUAGAAACGUUAACGUUAGUUCAACUGAAGGAAAUUGUCAAAACCCUGGAGAAACUAAAUGGAAAUGGAAGGUGGAAGUGGUUGCUUCACUAUAAGGAAAAUAAAAAGCUAAAAGAAGAUGUAAGAGUGGAUUCAAUUGCACAUAAGAAGGACUUAAUAUUGAAGUCAUAUCAGAGUGCAAAUAUCAUUGAAUUGCUUUAUUACCACCAGUGUGACUCUCGCUCAUCAACAAAAGCAGAACAUUUGAAAUGUUUGCUAAAUCUGCAAAUUCAGCAUAUCCACACCAGGUUUGCUGUCUUCCUAACGGAAAAGCCUACUCUCUUCAGAGAAGUCUUUGAAAAUAGUGGCAUCCUUGUUACAGAUGUAAACAACUUUAUUGGAAAUAUACAAAAAGUAGCAGCUCCAUUUAGGAGUAGCUAUUGGUAAGAACACUUUCUGUAACUCCCAUGUCAGCUGGAAUUAAAGAAGAUACUGACUGACAUUCUCGUCUAUGAGGGACCCAGUUCCAAAGCUGUAAAUUGAAAAUAUCUGUUUAGGGGCGGAUGUUGUGAAGUUUCACUGAUCAAACUGCCAGCCUCCUUUCAAUAUCCAUUGUAUCUAAAUAUGCGUUUUCACCUGCACUUCAUCCUGCUCUUCAAGACAAAAGGUUACACAUGUAUAACAGUUUUCCGUUUACCCUAUUUAUAAUUUUUGGUUAUUCUGUUGUAAAAAUGGAAUUAUCAAUUUUACAUGGUUCAACUACAGCUUGCCUAGACAUUGAUGCCAACAAAUUUGUAUUUUCCCUUUUCUUGAAAAACUUUGAUUUUUUUUUUUUAAAUGAGAACUUGUGUAUCAAAGUUCUACAACUUGGGAGAAAGUGUUCCUUUCACUUUUUUUAUGUUUUGUUAAAAUGCCUGACUUCGUCACAGGUGACAACAUUAGUUGUCCAGUAACUUUCGGUUGCAGUGUUAAAUAUUACUUUGUUUUAAAUUAUUUUCAUUUUAAACAAUGUCUUCAAAGGUAUUAAUUGAACUAAAGGCAUAGGAGAUGCAUGUUAGAGUGUUUUUAAAGGUUUUACCACCUUUAUAAAAAAUGUAACCUUAUUUGAUGUUAUUCAUGCAACACUACAUAAAGUGAAACUUUUUCCCUAAAUGGUACAAAUUGAUACUGAAACAGUACACUACAAAACCAACUCUGAGGCAGUAAUAAUUGCUUAUUUAUGGUAUUACACUAGAAACAAUUUCUACAGUUAUCUGUAAAACUCAAAACCAAGCAAAGACAUUUGUAAGAUCCAUACUAUCUAUUUGGAACAAAGGUUUUUAUAAUGUUUCAGUUUUAAAUAAAAACUAAAAAAAACCAA